AGAUGUUGGCAAUCAUCAUUCUCGGUCUCAUCGGCGCCACGGCAGCCCAGGACGAUUUUUUUGAGACCUAUGGCUACACGAAGGCCAUAGCAAACUGCCUCGGGGAUGACGCUUAUUACAGCUAUUUGGGGGAAGUGGCGAGAGCAGAGAGGCAGUGUAAUGGCUACCUGCCCAACUACGGGAGUGUACUACCUACAUCCCCGACCUUCACGGCCAUUGUGAACACCCUGGGGGUCCCUGGAGCCUUCCCGCCGGGGUCUUUCCCUGGACAGUUCCAGUACACAGGAUUUCAGCCUCCAGUUGUCAACGGCAAGAAGAAGCGCCAGGCGGGCCAGGGACCCAUCUUCGACGCCGUGGCUCUCAGCGACGCCAUCGGGAAGGUGCAGGCCGCCAUCGGGAACUUCACCUGCGUUCUGAGGCUCCUGAAUGCGAUCGACGACAACUUCAACAUCAACUACCAACAAUCCGUGAACAUCUACAGCACCGUCGUUGCUGAUCCUAACCUCCGAAACGACCUCAUAACCGGAAUUUCAUUCUGCAGGGACUUCUCGACCUGCCUCCCCGUGGAGCGCCUCGGUCCCCCAUCCCCGCCCAGCUGCAGCGCAUCAUGGCCUUCGUCAAGUGCGAGAGGAGGACCCGCCUCGCCGCCUGCUUCAAGCACGACCUGCGCAGGAACAUCAACCAGUUCGACCUGUCUGUCCUGCCCAGCGGCGGCGGCGGCGGCGUCCGACCCGACGUGAUUGGGCAGCUCAUGACGAUUCUGAUAGGCUCCGAAUCCGCGGACGAUUUGCGGCUCUACUGAGGACCGCGAUGGGGAUGGAGAGAGCGGGAGAUCCGAAGCGCGACGGGAGGAGAAGUCAUCGGGGAAGGGGGCUUCGGGGUCGGCUUUGACCCGGCUUGGGCUCCUUCGGGUCUUCUCGGCUGUGUGUCAGCUGUUUUGUCGCUUUGGAAAAUUUGUUCAAACAAAAUUAUGUAAAGAGGAAAGCGCGGCCCCCAAAACAUAUUCGUUACACACACACACACACACACACACACACACACACACACACACACACACACACACACACACACACACACACACAACACACACACACACAAUACCUACGUGUGAGUGUGUGUGCAUUAAAAGAACACGUUUCGUUUCGUUUCCCAUCUCAUUGCUCAACUUGGUACAAUACAUUGACGAGAAAGGAAUGUGCACUCUAUUUUUAAAAAUUAAAAUGCAGUUUUUACAA
Penaeus vannamei (Pacific white shrimp) is the source of this 1235-nucleotide messenger RNA. The record is from RefSeq and is a predicted model, not a curated record. NCBI's taxonomy places the organism in Eukaryota, Metazoa, Arthropoda, Malacostraca, Decapoda, Penaeidae.